Messenger RNA from Erythranthe guttata (spotted monkey flower), 384 nucleotides. The record is from RefSeq and is a predicted model, not a curated record. NCBI's taxonomy places the organism in Eukaryota, Viridiplantae, Streptophyta, Magnoliopsida, Lamiales, Phrymaceae.
AUGAGGCGGUCCAAUAGUAAGGAGUUGGAGAAAGAAAGGUUAACAUCCAUUGCUUCUGACUAUGUCGAUGAAAAAGUGAUCGAUGUCGAAGAAGUACAUUUAGAUGAUGAAUGGAUUACAGAAAGAGUUGGAGGUGUUGAUCCUGAUGGAGAUGAUGUUGUUGAGAUGGAUGGAGAUGUGGGAGGGGAAGAUGACACUCAUGGCUUUUUUUAUGAUGGUGAUCCUUUUGAUGAGAGUGAUGCUAGUGAGCAAGACAUAGAUGAAGAUGAAGAUGAAGAGAGGGAAAGAAGUAUGGAGAUGGUUGAUGAAGAUGAAAGUGAUGAUAAUGAGAGUGAGAGUAACGAUGGACUUGAUCCUAAUGUCAACCUUGAAAAUUUAAGCUAG